Molecule: messenger RNA, 1392 nt
Organism: Solanum stenotomum
Lineage: Eukaryota; Viridiplantae; Streptophyta; Magnoliopsida; Solanales; Solanaceae
Exons: 3
Coding region: 1-1392 (463 amino acids)
Molecular function (GO): zinc ion binding
Source: RefSeq, a predicted model, not a curated record
AUGGGUACGUGCCGCAAUGGACAUUUCAACUUGGAUGUUGAGAUGAUUGCUAACGUCCUUCGUGUUGAUAUAGAAAAAACGCCAAGGUUUCCCAUCAAAGACUGUAAAACAGCGGUUCUUAAAGCAUAUGGCAUUUCGAUAAGCAGAAGAAAAGCAUAUCUUGGUCGCAAACGUGCUUUUGAAAAAGUCUAUGGUACUUGGGAGGGUUCUUUUUCCGAGUUGCUGAGGUUCAUGGAAGCUUUGAAACACUUCAAUCCCGGAACAAUAGUUGAAUGGAAAAUAGAGCGGCGUGUCGAUGUCAUUGAAGAUGUAUUCAACUAUGUGUUCUGGACUUUAAAACCAUGCAUUGAUGGAUUUGUGUUUUGUCGUCCUAUUAUAUCGAUCGACGGAACACAUGUCUAUGGAAAAUAUGAUAUCAAGUUGUUGAUUGCGAUUGCAACGGAUGGUAACGGCUCAAUAUUACCUUUGGCAUUUGCAAUAGUUGCGAAUGAGAGCAUGGAGACAUGGAGUUUAUUUUUGGAUCAUUUGCACUUACACGUUGUCAAGGGUCGUAGAGCUGCAAAUCACUGUCAGGAGAAAAAGUUUUUGAAAAAAAUGGAGAUGAUCAAGGAGAUUAACCCGAAAGCAUAUGUGUGGUUAAUGAAGAACGAUCUUGACAAAUGGACAUUGCACAGGGAUGUAGAUAGGAGAUGGGGCAUGUUGACAAUAAACAGUUUCGAGUCAUUCAAUGGUCUUCUUAAGUCAGCCAGGGGUCUGCCAGUUACUGCAAUGGUAAGAAUCACUUACAAUCAGAUUGUGAAUCGAUUUGUUACAAGAUCAAAAUUUGUCAAUCAGCUAGUACAACAAAAGCAACAAUGGAUGCCUAAACCAUUCAAGAUUUUUGAGGAUAAUCGAAAAAAAUCACAGCGUCACACACUUAUCAACUAUCACCAACAAAGGGAAAACAUAUUUGAGGUGCAGACACAUAUGCAUCAUGGCAGUGGUGGUAAUAAGCACAUUGUAAAUGCAUCACAAGGAAAAUGUCAAUGUGGUAAAUGGCAAUCAUACCACAUUUCGUGUUCUCAUGCAAUAAAGGGAUUUGACCAAAUUGGGUAUCAAGCAUGGGAGCAUAUGGCACCAGAAUUUAGCGUGCGUAGCUACAAAAAAGCCUACUCUGGACAAUUCAAUCCACUCGGCGGUGAAAAAUAUUGGCCUGAUAGUCCUUUUCUUAUGAUAGCAAAUAAAAAAUAUUUACGAAAAGUGGGCGUAAAUAAAAUCACCCGUAAACAUAAUGAAAUGGAUGUUCCCGCAAGUACACUUACUCGCAAAUGUUCAACGUGCAAACAAAUAGGCCAUGAUAGGCAUAACUGUCCUUCACAAGCUCGAAACGCCUCAUAUGGUGGUAGUAGCUAA